AUUCUCAAAUGAUGGAAAACUAGGAAAGAAAAGGACAAACCCUUUAGAAAAUAUCUCUUCUCUUUCCUGUGAAGAAACCACCAAAUUAAGCAUCAUUUUCCUUUGAGAGCUCAAGCAAAAACCAAUAUAUAUAGUAUAGUAAUGGAAAAACCAUUAACAAUGUGGUGGAGCUUGUUGUUACUGGGAUUUUUUCUAUCAUGUAUUACGGAAGCUCUGUAUCUUACGAUAGUAAAGCUAUUAUCAUUAAUGGACAAAGAAGGAUCCUCCUUUCUGGUUCCAUUCAUUAUCCUAGAAGCACACCUGAGAUGUGGCCUGAUCUUAUUCAAAAAGCUAAAGAGGCAGGUUUAGAUGUAAUCCAAACAUAUGUCUUUUGGAAUGGACAUGAACCUUCUGCUAAUAGGUAUUACUUUGAGGGAAGAUAUGAUUUGGUUAAGUUUCUCAAGUUGGUACAUCAAGCUGGUCUCUAUGUUCAUCUUAGAAUCGGUCCUUACGUUUGCGCUGAAUGGAACUUUGGGGGUUUUCCUGUUUGGCUCAAAUAUGUCCCUGGAAUGCAUUUCAGAACUGACAAUGGACCUUUCAAGGCUGCAAUGCAAAAGUUCACGACCAAAAUCGUCGACAUGAUGAAAUAUGAAAAAAUGUUUCAAACUCAAGGAGGUCCUAUUAUUAUGUCCCAGAUAGAGAAUGAAUAUGGACCAGAGGAAUGGGAAAUUGGGGCUCCCGGUAAAGCGUAUACAAAAUGGGCAGCUGCAAUGGCUGUAGGACUUGGCACUGGUGUCCCAUGGGUUAUGUGCAAACAAGAUGAUGCUCCUGAUCCAACCAUAAAUGCUUGCAAUGGUUUCUACUGUGAUUGGUUUACUCCCAACAAGAAAUAUAAGCCGAAGAUGUGGACUGAAAAUUGGACUGGCUGGUUUACAGGAUUCGGGGGUACAGUUCCUAGAACUGCUGAAGAUGUGGCAUAUUCGGUUGCCAAAUUUAUACAAACUAGUGGAUCAUUCAUGAACUAUUACAUGUUUCAUGGAGGAACAAAUUUCGGGAGGACAGCAGGUGGUCCAUUCAUAGCAACUAGUUAUGACUAUGAUGCGCCGGUUGACGAAUAUGGACUCCUAAGGGAACCCAAGUAUGGUCAUUUGAGAGAUCUUCAUAAAGCAAUCAAGCUUUGUGAACCAGCUUUACUUUAUUCCGAGCCAAUCAAAGCAGUUCUUGGGAGGCACCAAGAGGCUCAUGUCUUCAAUUACAAGGCAGGAGGUUGUGCUGCAUUCCUUGCGAACAAUGACGCAAACUCCCAUGCAACUGUUACCUUUAGAGGCUUAAAAUACUACCUUCCUCCUUGGUCUAUCAGCAUUCUUCCAGAUUGCAAAAACACCGUUUUCAACACUGCGAGGGUUGGGGCACAAAGCUCAGUUGCAAAGAUGACACGAGAGAGCAGCGGGUUUGCUUGGCAAUCAUAUAAUGAAGAGAUUGCAUCCUACGAGUAUAAUGAUAACUCGGCAACAAUAACACGUGAACUAAUGGAGCAGAUUAAUGUGACGAGAGAUGAUUCGGAUUAUUUGUGGUACUCAAAAGACGUCAAGAUAGAGCCAAAUGAAGCAUUCCUGAAGAAUGGGCACGAUCCUGUGCUAACAGUGAUGUCAGCUGGUCAUGCUUUGCAUGUUUUCAUCAACGGUCAAUUAUCUGGAACUGCUUAUGCGAAUUUGAAUAACCCAAAACUAACAUUCAGUAACAACGUAAAAUUGAGAGUUGGUAUCAACAAGAUUGCCCUAUUAAGCGUAGCGGUUGGCCUCCCGAAUGUUGGCAAACAAUUUGAGACAUGGAAUACUGAGGUUCUUGGUCCCGUCACAUUGAAGGGCCUUAAUGACAAACAAAGAGAUUUAACAUGGCAAAACUGGUCUUACAAGAUUGGUUUGACGGGUGAAGCUUUAAAUCUUGGUUUGCUCCGUGGAAGUUCUUCUGUCAAGUGGAUGCAAGGAUCUUUGUUAGCUCGAAAUAAACCCCUAACAUGGUACAAGACUAUUUUCGAUGCACCAGGUGGAAAUGAUCCUUUGGCUUUAGAUUUGAUUAGCAAGGGAAAAGGUCAAGUAUGGAUCAACGGGGAGAGCAUUGGACGUCAUUGGCCUGCAUAUAAAGCAUAUGGAAAAUGUGAUGUUUGUAAUUAUGCUGGGUACUAUAAUGAAACGAAAUGCGCUAGUAAUUGCGGACAAUCCUCGCAAAGAUGGUAUCACGUACCUCGUUCAUGGUUGAAACCCACUCGAAACUUAAUGGUUAUUUCUGAAGAAUUGGGUGGUAAUCCAAGUGGAGUUACUUUGGAUAAAAGAACUGUACAGAGUGUAUGUGCUGAUAUUUAUGAAGCGCAACCAUCACUAGAGAGUUAUUUGGCCCUAGCCGAUGGAAAAUCUGCAGUACCAUUGAAUGUGAAACCCUAUCUCUGGUGUAUGCCAGGAAAGAAAAUUUCUUCGAUAAAGUUCGCUAGCUUUGGAACUCCCCGUGGAUUUUGUGGGAGCUUUAGGGAAGGAAGCUGUCAUGCACACAAGUCGUAUGACGCCUUUCAAAAGGAAAUGUUACUGCAGAACUGCAUUGGGCAACAAUCUUGUGCCGUAACUAUUAGUCCUGAGAUAUUUGGAGGAGAUCCUUGUCCAAGUACCAGGAAGAAGCUCUCAGUUGAAGCCAUUUGCACAUAA
This is a messenger RNA of Papaver somniferum (opium poppy), 2675 nucleotides long. Its product is annotated as beta-galactosidase-like. Gene Ontology annotation, cellular component: vacuole; cell wall. Gene Ontology annotation, biological process: carbohydrate metabolic process. NCBI's taxonomy places the organism in Eukaryota, Viridiplantae, Streptophyta, Magnoliopsida, Ranunculales, Papaveraceae. The transcript has 18 exons. Gene Ontology annotation, molecular function: carbohydrate binding; beta-galactosidase activity. The record is from RefSeq and is a predicted model, not a curated record. Bases 198 to 2675 code for a protein of 825 amino acids.